AUGUUAAAUAUUAAACCUUUGAGUACGCAAUUACAAAAAAUUGCUGAAUUAGAAUUGGGUGAAGUGCCAGAACGAAUACCAACCGAUUUGGAUGCCCUAAAACAAUGGCUGGAACAACAACCCCAUUUAAAAGUUAAUCAAGAUAAUCAAUUUCUCAUACAAUUCCUAAGAGGUUGUAAAUAUAGUCUGGAGAGAGCAAAAGAGAAACUGGAUCGCUACUAUACUCUAAUGACCAAAUAUCCGGAAAUAUUUCUAACGACAAAUGUUGAUGAUAUUACAUUUCGACGUAAUCAUAAUUUGGGAAUCUUAAUACCCCUGCCAAUGCCUCUAAAUGACUUCGGUCCACGCAUCAUGAUGUUCCGUUUUAGUUAUUCACCCAAAAAUGCCCCCAUUGAAGAUGUUUUUCGUUCCGUUAAUGCAAUACCCCAAGUUUUGUUGGUAGAUGAUCCAUAUGCCUGUAUUUAUGGUACGGUUUAUAUUGUUGACAUGUCCCAAAUAACUACAGGGCACAUACUGCAAUUAACCCCGCCCUUUGUAAUGAAGGUAGUUACCUAUUAUGAGAACACACUGCCAUUGAGGGUAAAGGCCAUCUAUUGUAUAAAUGUACACAAAUUGGCGGAACAGCUAUUGAAACUGAUAUUAUCGUGUAUGGGUGAGAAGUUGAGACGAAGGGUCUUUAUUUGUGGUAAAAAUUUCGACAGCAUAUAUCAGGGCCUUCCGCAAAAAUACUUCCCUCAGGAUUAUGGUGGUGAAAAUGGUCGUUUGGAGGACUUGUGUGCCGAUUUUAAUAAGAAAUGGAAUGAAUAUCGUGAAUAUUUUCAGGAUAAUAUUCAUUAUGGGACUGUUGAAAGUUUACGCACUGGAAAACCCAUCGAUUUUGAUGGAUUAUUCGGUAUGGGAGGCUCGUUUAGGAAAUUGGAUGUAGACUGA
Musca vetustissima is the source of this 930-nucleotide messenger RNA. RefSeq names its product alpha-tocopherol transfer protein-like. Gene Ontology annotation, molecular function: phosphatidylinositol bisphosphate binding. The record is from RefSeq and is a predicted model, not a curated record. Gene Ontology annotation, cellular component: membrane. The transcript is spliced from 3 exons. Lineage: Eukaryota; Metazoa; Arthropoda; Insecta; Diptera; Muscidae. The coding region runs from base 1 to 930 and encodes 309 amino acids.